AAAUCAACAAGCGCUGUCCCCAGGUUGUUUCGUUUUCGUCGUUACUGGCUCGACGUGUGGUUCGCUUAUGGCGUUGGCUAGUGAUCUUUUGUCAACUUUCAAGAAGGAUUUAGAGAAUCUCAAAGACAAUGAUAAGUACAAAAUAAAUGCUUUGACUAUCUUUGCGCGCGAUCAUAAAGAUGCCAUUGGGGUUGCUCAGAGCAUUGUGGAUCUUACGCUUAAGCAUGUUCAAAUGAUACCGGCAGGAUUGAAGCUACUUGGCUUGUACGUAAUCGACUCAAUAGUUAAAAAUGUAGGUACACCCUACAGAAAGUUGUACACCGUGGAUAUUGUUGAUGUCUUUGUGCAUUCCUUUCAAUCGAUACGAGAUGAGAAGGGGCGUUUAAAACUGUACAAUCUGAGGACAACAUGGAAAGAUAUAUUUCCGAAUUCUAGGAUGUAUGAAUUGGAUAUUCGAGUGCGUGAGCAUGAUCCAGCUUGGCCUCUUUUGGCCAGCGCUCCCGAAGCAAAGGCUGCGUUUAGAUCUUUACCAAAUGUCCCAAAAAUACAAACUAAAACGGAACCUGUGGUAGUUAAUGUCAAGCAGGAAGCAAAGGAAGCUUCAUUGACAACGAAAACUGUCAUCUCGGCCUCACGUGAUCCGCGGCUCAAUCGGAAACGAAAGUCACCUCAAGAAUCUCAUUCGUCUGAGGAGUACCUUAUCGACCGUUCAGGGGAUCAAAACAUGGAGUCAGUUGCUCGAAAACAAGGUAAACAGGCAGAUGCUAGUGAGUCGUCUAAGAAGGUUAUGUUGUUUGGUGGUGAAGACUGUGAUAUGCGUUCACAAAACUCUGUACCAGCUUCUCCCGCUAGAUCAUCAGGUUGGUCAGAUUACAUCGGAAAGCAUAGUGAAGUCUGUUCUCGACGGGAGACAAAAGACAUAGAUAUGCGUUUUGCUUUGUCAGACCCUCCGCUUGCCUGUUCUCCGAGUUUUAGUAUUUCUGAAAAGAUAUCGAAAGGACCAUUAGAUGUACUUGUUAUUAAUAAACCUGACGCCACACCAACAAUCUCUCCUGUAUCCAGGCACAACACAUCAGAAGAACGCUUUCCACCGAGUGAAGUACAGUCUGGAAAAGGCUUUGGUAGUUCUAACCCAGAUUUAAAAUUACGUCCUGAGAUUUUGAAGUCUGAAAAUAUUCCACCUCGAUACUCCAAAGUAGAUAAUUUCGUCCCAGUGAAGGAACAUCACCCACCACCUCGCAUUACAGAUUUCCCCAGAGAUAGACCACAAUUAACUUCAUCCUUCCAGCCACCUGCAAUCCCACCUCCUCGUGGGCCACCGAUUCGUGGUCCUGUAUGGAGUGUUGAGAUCAAUGGAUUUCCAGACAUGGUUAAUAUUGGCGUCGAUCCACGAAUGCUUAGUCUUGUAACCCAUCCUAAGCCACCCAGACGGAUAACUAUUGAUGGUCAACAAUUCACAUUGUUGUUAGAUAGAGUUCAACCAUUAAUAGCAAUUGGGGAUCGCAUACAUGCUGUACGAUUCCGGUGUGAGUUUGCUACUAUUGUUAUUGAUGGUCAUUGUUUCAACAUUCCUGGUACAGGUUUUACGCGUGUUUCCAUUGGACCCAGAUUCUAUGUGGCAUACCUAGGUGGUCCGGGUCAUGAGCUUGUCAUCGAUGGUCGUCCACACACUGUCCCUACAACAUCCCACCUAACUUUUAUAAAUGUCGGUCUCCAUUCAGUUGGUGUAAAAUUUGUUGGAAACGUACCAAGGAACGUCAAUGUUUUACCACCUAUUCCUCCUCGUCUACUCAAGUGGGCAGGUCAAGGUUUGUUUGGUUCACCUAAAAACCUGUUUAUGGCACCACUCAACCCAAUCAAGGAACUUGCACGUCUUGCCGAACAUGGAUAUAGUUCAAGAAACCAUGCUACCUUUGUAAACAGACCUGUAGGCAAUGGUAAGCGACCGUCACCUAUGCGUCCCUUAGAUGCUCCAAAUAGCAGUAACCAAAGUAAUGGACAGAAAUUACCAGAGUUUGUCAACCCAGAUAUCCCUAAUAAGAGCGAAAAACCUAUUGCAAACGAAAAUGAGAGCUCAUCAAAUACAAGUGCUCCGCUUAAUAUAGAUGUACAUGAGUUAUUCCAAAAGUUGGUUAAAGCUGGUAUAGUACCUAAUACGGAACAUGAAAAAAAAGCAGAGCCUCCUGAGCUAGGGAGCUACAGCUGGGAGCGUUUUAAGAAUCCGUUCGGUGUUGAGAUUGACGAAUUAUAUAAUGGUCACCAAUGUGGUCAGUGUGGUCUGCGUUUCCAAAGUGACCUCUCACCGGAGUUUGCGAAGCACCUCGAUUAUCACUAUAUGAAGAAUUCGAGUUAUGGACAAGAACGACGCAGCCGUAACUUCUAUCAACCAUUACAGUAUUGGCUAAUUAGUGAAAUGACACGAGAAGGUGCCCCUCAAUUCGAGCCUGGUAGUCCAAUCCAUGAUUUACAAGAGUACAAAUGCACAGCAUUCGCGGAUCCGUCGAAAAAUGUGUGUGCUGUGUGUUAUGAAAGUUUUGAAGUAGUUUGGGAUCAUGAAGAAGAAGAAUGGAUGCUACAAGAUGCUAUUCGAGUUGAUGACAAGGUGUAUCAUCCUAUUUGUCAAGAAGAUGCGGGAAAAGAAUUCUCAAUUAAAGAUGUAAGUUGAAAGUAUCACAAGUCUAUUUCCCUUCUCAUAUUAACUUGUUUAAAAUUGUUCUUUUUUAUUACCUUUAUUUUACAUUUAACUGCAUAUCUGGAAAAAGUGAUUGUUUGUAUACUCAUUCUUAAAUAAAUGGUAGAUUUAAAUAAAAUUACCAUGAAUUCUGAAAUAUCUGAUAAAUCCUGAUUAAUAAUAUUUCAUUUUCAUACACUAACCACUGAAUUCCCUAACUAAUUCUUUGAUUUCGAAAAGCCUGUAAUGAACAAACAAUAAAGCGAGUUCGGAGUAUACGUUCACUUAGUAACAGAUUUCCGGUCGCAUCUGAUACCUUGACUUGGUAGUCGGAUUGGAAUAUCUUGAUGAUCUAAUCGAGCUAUAUUGACUAAAACUUGUUAGUUAGGUGCUAAUACGUACAUAGUUAGCGAGCUGUCAGACUAAAAGUGCCAAAGUCAAAGCUCGAGAGCAAAGUCGUGCUGGAAAAUACACUUAAAUUUGAUCGUAAUAAAGUAUUUCCUUAAAAAAGACUAGCGUCUCCAACGAUACUACAUCCUCGCAACAAAAGGAAUGGGUCAGAGAAGGUUACGUCUAAAACUAUCGCUUCCCAUCUUAACCCACAGGUCCCUGUCGCCGACGGUCAGUUUUAAAAGGUACAAAGCUGACACAUCUGGGUCAAUUCACAUGAAGGUUAUAUAUGGUAAAACCAAGCAGUUAUCUUUUGAACUCUGCGGUCACACUCCCAGGUUAAAACUACCCCUUCCUGAGUUUCCAUCUCUGAUCCUUUAAAAAAGAAGUAUCCUCCAGGAGUGUGUGUAAUGGGAAAGCGACAACCACCCUCAUACCUCUAACAGCACUUGACUAAUAACAGAUUAUUCAGCUAUCUUGAAUUCUACAUAUUUGUGACAAUGAGAUGACUAACUUGAUAUUUUCCCCCAAAAUGUUAUGCACUAAGACGUUUUUAAGCUCUUGGAUUAAUGUUACUUUUGCUAUUUGGUCGUACAUUAGAUAUUUUGUUCAUCACUAUUUGCUUUACACAAUUUAUAUUCAAAUUUAUUCCAGGAAAAGAAAUUUCCUUCACCUGAUCCUACUGAAAAUAAUACUGAAUCAACUUCCUCACCUGAAGGUGUUAAGGAAGAAGCCGGGGAUGAAAAUGCAUUUACUUGUGAUGAUUUUUCAACGAAUACAGUUAUUCCUGGUCUUUCACCCUCUACCUCUCCACAACAAUGUGAAUCAGAGAUGUUAUCGUCGAAUACGGAACCGGAAUGUGAAUUUAGUACUUCAGUGAAAACUGAGUCAAUUUUAUCCAACUCAACAAUUAGUGCAGACCCUUUGGCUGCUUUAAAAGCUGUCUUAAAAGGUGAUAUAUCUUCACUAAGCGCUCAAUCUCACUAACAUCUGAACCAAUUCACUUAUUAUUAUUAAUAUACCUUUGUACAUAUACUACUAUACAGAUUUCUAUUCAUAUAAAAUAGUGUAUCAAUUCAUUUUUUGUAGAGCUUGUAAAUAUUUCAUACAAAUAAAUGCUACUAUUUUACACUGUUAUAUGUUAUUAGAAAUGCUCAUUGGUUAAUUAAAUAUAACACGGUUGUCAUAUAUGUAAACUGUUCUUCUGUUUUGUAUUUUUACUAAAUUUGUACUAAGUAGAUUUACUGUAGUCAAAUUAUUUCAUGUUACACUUCAAGCAGAAAUAGAGUAUAAGUCUAAACAAA
Molecule: messenger RNA, 4365 nt
Organism: Schistosoma rodhaini
Lineage: Eukaryota; Metazoa; Platyhelminthes; Trematoda; Strigeidida; Schistosomatidae
Source: the annotation of a GenBank genome assembly